Molecule: messenger RNA, 2394 nt
Organism: Trichosurus vulpecula (common brushtail)
Lineage: Eukaryota; Metazoa; Chordata; Mammalia; Diprotodontia; Phalangeridae
Gene: GYG1
Product: glycogenin 1
Exons: 7
Coding region: 140-1141 (333 amino acids)
Cellular component (GO): cytoplasm
Molecular function (GO): glycosyltransferase activity
Source: RefSeq, a predicted model, not a curated record
GUCGUAUAAGACCUAGCUGCCGGGUCCGCUCUCUUCCAGCUGCUUCUCUCGGGUGCCCCCUCGCCCCGGCGCUUGGGCUCUCUGCGCUCAAGAGCUACCGAGUCAUUGCCUCCCCAGCAACCUCGACUCCGCCGGCACCAUGACAGAUCAGUCUUUUGUGACUUUGUCAACAAAUGACUCCUACGCCAGAGGAGCCUUGGUGCUCGGCUCCUCAUUGAAACAACACAGAACGACAAAAAGGUUAACUGUGCUGAUAACCCCACAGGUCUCCGAGUCUAUGAGGAAAGUUUUAGAGAAGAUUUUUGAUGAAGUCAUCAUGGUUGACAUUUUGGACAGCAGGGAUUCAGCUCAUCUAACCUUAAUGAAGAGACCUGAACUGGGUGUCACAUUAACCAAACUCCACUGCUGGUCACUAAUUCAGUAUUCAAAAUGUGUGUUCAUGGAUGCAGAUACUCUGGUGCUGACAAAUAUUGAUGAGCUUUUUGAGAGAGAAGAGCUAUCAGCAGCACCAGACCCAGGGUGGCCUGACUGCUUCAAUUCUGGAGUCUUUGUAUACCAACCUUCCAUUGAAACAUAUAAUCAGCUGUUGCAUAUGGCUUCUGAACAAGGCAGCUUUGAUGGUGGGGACCAGGGUUUGCUGAACACCUUCUUUAGCAGUUGGGCAACAACAGAUAUCAGAAAGCACCUGCCAUUUAUUUAUAAUCUAAGCAGCAUUUCUAUAUACUCCUACCUCCCAGCCUUUAAAGCGUUUGGGGCAAAUGCAAAAGUCGUGCAUUUCCUGGGACGAAUCAAACCGUGGAACUAUACCUAUGACCCCAAAACGAAAAGCAUCAGGAGUGACACCCAUGACCCCACUGUGAUCGACCCCCAGUUCCUCACCAUGUGGUGGGACAUCUUCUCUGCCAACAUUCUGCCUUUACUCCAGCAGUUUGGAGUUGUUAAAGAUACCUUCACAGCCUUUAACGCGGAGGAAGUCACAGAUGCAAUCUCCCAUCUGUCCAUUGGGGACCUGAGCCCUCCACCCCAACCAUUUGUAUCCUCACAUGAACGCAAGGAACGGUGGGAGCAAGGCCAGGCUGAUUACAUGGGAGCAGAUUCCUUUGACAAUAUCAAGAGGAAAUUGGACACUUACCUUCAGUAGAAAACACCUCCAUUUUCUCUGUGCAAACAUUGGCUACACAGGACUGGUUCUGGAUAAUUUAGCAUCUAGAAGAGUGUUGAGUAUGGUUGUUACAGUUGCUAGCAGCUUUGGCGAAAGCUCCACAUUUGAAGGUUUAUAGUACUAAAGGUGAAAACUGGAUGAGUCAAGAAGUAAAAAGCUAAUUUUCUGGUCAAUUAAUUGCUGAGUGACUCCUUGCCUGAUCAUUCAGAGAAAAUUUUAGAAAACUUCUAUUUAAUGCCAAUUACCAAUAAAUCUGAUGAGAGGGAAUGAAGCCAUUGAGCUACUGGCCUCAGCUCCUGAAACCUGAAGAGCUGGGCUCCAAUCAGCUCCACUUCAUCUUCACGAAGAUAAGUGGGAAUGAUGCUAUUUGCCUCGCUGUCUUUGCCAUAGUAGAUAGAUAUUUCAGGAUUGGUCAAAGACUGCCCUACUGGUCCCAGUUCUUCUUUCAUGGAGAAGCAAUGUAACACUGUUAAACUGAGUCACAAAUUUAAUAGCUACCACAAAUGGUGAGACCCUUUUUACCUCUAAGAAACUGAAGAUUUUUUUUUUACCAGUUUUCUUUGUACAGUAAGGUAGCAUACUGGAAGGCAAUUCUAUGUUUGGAGAAUGAGAGUGAGUUUUCUGAAUGCUUACCUCCAGUGGCACUAUGUACAAAAAAUAAACACUUAACAGUGAGUUUUUGCUUGUCUAUCUUGGUUCAGAACUAGUUUCCUUGAAGAAAAUUUGCCUGACUUGCAUUGGGAAUUCUCAUAAUUUUUUUUUCAUUUUAUCAAGUAGUUUAAAAUGAGAUCAGCUCUUUUAUGGCUACAAGAAGUCCCAAAGUUCAUCCACUGUAAGGUACUGAGAGAUUGCAAUGUCUGUCAGUGGAGAGGAGGGGGUAUCCACACCAUUGAAAUCUUGUACAGCUCCUUGGCAUAUUGAGAUGUGAUUGUAUGUAUAUGUGUGUGCAUAAAAAUAUAUAUGUGUGUAUAUAUAUGCAUAUACACAUAUGUAUGCAUAUACAUAUAUGUGUGUAUAUAAUACGUGUGUGUGUAUGUAUGCAUAUGGAGAGAGAGAGUCAAGAGUCGUUUUGAAGAGCAAAAUAAUUUGAGGAAGUUCCAGAAGAUACAACUCCUUUGCAAACACCUGGGGAAAAAAACAAAACCAAACAAUUCUGAUGACUACAGCGUCCUCCUUUGAUAGUGUGAUAAGACCUGGUAAGUAAAUGCAAGAUAAUAAACUGUGAAAAUACA